UUUUUUUUUAAUAGCGGAGUGGUAUUAUAAUAGAUAAAUUAAACCUGCUAAAGAACAUGCAGUAAUGAAUUUCUAUUUUUACUCAUUUCUUAUUUAUAUUUUUUUAUUUCAAUUAAUACAUAAUAAUGGCAAGCCAAGAAUUUAGCAAUCCCUUAAGAAAGUUUAAACUUGUAUUCUUGGGAGAACAAAGUGUUGGUAAAACAUCACUCAUUACACGAUUCAUGUAUGAUACUUUUGAUAAUACAUAUCAAGUAAGUUACAACAUUUAUUCAAAAUUACAAUCACAAAUGAAUGAUAUGAAUUUUUUUUUAUGGGCUCUUUCUUUUAGGCUACAAUCGGUAUUGACUUUCUAUCAAAGACAAUGUAUUUAGAGGACAGAACAGUUCGUUUACAAUUAUGGGAUACAGCAGGACAAGUAGGUAUA
Cokeromyces recurvatus is the source of this 424-nucleotide messenger RNA. RefSeq lists its product as uncharacterized. NCBI's taxonomy places the organism in Eukaryota, Fungi, Mucoromycota, Mucoromycetes, Mucorales, Mucoraceae. The coding region runs from base 126 to 371 and encodes 81 amino acids. The transcript is spliced from 2 exons. The record is from RefSeq and is a predicted model, not a curated record.